Messenger RNA from Nannizzia gypsea CBS 118893, 4389 nucleotides. RefSeq names its product multidrug resistance protein CDR1. The coding region runs from base 1 to 4389 and encodes 1462 amino acids. The record is from RefSeq and is a predicted model, not a curated record. The transcript is spliced from 11 exons. Gene Ontology annotation, biological process: transmembrane transport. NCBI's taxonomy places the organism in Eukaryota, Fungi, Ascomycota, Eurotiomycetes, Onygenales, Arthrodermataceae. Gene Ontology annotation, molecular function: ATP hydrolysis activity; ATP binding; ABC-type transporter activity. Gene Ontology annotation, cellular component: membrane.
AUGGACAGGAACUCUUGCACUAACGGAAUUCCAACCAAUGAACGGCCAGGAUGCGUCGCCCAACAUAUGUCCACAAGCAACCAGGCGGAUGAACUUCGUUAUGGAAUCUCAAAAGUCGCUAUUAGGCUCUCAAUAUCCUCUAACUCCGUCCCUAUUGGGGAACAGUCACAGGUACUCAAUCCUCUACCUGGUAGCAGGCUCGAUCCUUCGUCUCCGGCAUUUGAUGCCCGUCUUUGGGUGAAAGAAUUUAUCCGAUUGGUAGAAUCAGAUCCUGCGUCAGCCCCCUUUCGGUCCCUUGGUGUUGCCUUCAAAGACCUUAGUGUGUUUGCAUAUGGCACAGCCGCUGAGCUCCAAAAAACGACUGGAAAUGUUGUUUUUGGAGCUAUAACCCACUUGUCGAAAUGGUUUCGCGGAAAUCGGUAUGGUAGGCGUGUGGAUAUUUUGUGUGAUUUCGAAGGGGUUCUAGAAGCUGGCGAAAUGCUGCUCGUCCUAGGGCCCCCUGGAUCCGGCUGUUCUACACUUCUCAAGUCGCUAUCAGGAGAAACAUCAGGUCUGCAUGUGGCUCCAGAAUCAUACAUUAACUUUCGAGGAUUGAAUCUUGCUAAUAUCCGUUCCUCAUUUCGUGGUGAUAUUCUAUAUAAUGCGGAGCUCGAUACACAUCUAGCACAUCUAACCGUUGGAGAGACAUUGACAUUUGCCUCUCGUGCCCGCUCCAUCUGCCAUAUCCCAGGCGAAUUUACUCGCCUUCAGUUCGAUACAAUGCGUCGCGAUGUUAUGAUGGCCAUCUUUGGCCUGAAUCAUACCAUCAAUACCCGUGUUGGCGACGAUUUUAUCCGUGGAGUUAGUGGUGGAGAACGAAAGCGAGUUAGUAUUGCGGAAGCGUCUCUAACUGGAGCGAAAUUCCAAUGCUGGGAUAACUCAACUCGUGGUCUCGACAGCGCAAAUGCUAUAAAUUUUUGCAACAGCUUGCGACUUCAGGCAGACUUACUGGGUGUAACAUCAGUGGUUACCUUGUAUCAAGCACCUCAGGCAGCUUACGAUCUAUUCGACCGUGUGACUUUGAUAUACGAUGGCAGACAAAUAUUUUUCGGUCAGGUUACUGAGGCAAAGGACUACUUCGAGGCACUAGGCUUUUACUGCCCUCCCAGGCAAACCAUUCCUGAUUUUCUGACGUCCAUGACUAGCCCGGAAGAGCGGAGGGUGAGACCCGGCUUUGAGGACUCAGUGCCUCGCUCACCGGAUGAGUUUGCUAAAAGAUGGCAAGCAAGUGAUCAACGAAAAAAUCUGCGGCUUGAACUUGCAACAUACGAGCGAAGACAUCCUCCAGAAGAGAGAAUGAAGGAAUACUCGCUCUCUAGACAAGCUGAGCAAGCUAAAGGGCAACGCUCCAAGUCUGUUUAUACUAUAUCAUACACUCAACAAAUAUCUCUGGCUCUCUGGCGUGCGUACCGAAGGUUAUUGGCCGAUCCUGGAUUUACCAUUGCUUCCCUUUUAUUUAACGUCAUAAUGGCGCUCAUCUUAGGAAGCAUGUUUUAUAACCUUAGCACUGAUACAUCCAGCUUCUACUAUCGCGGUGGGCUUAUCUUCUUCUCUCUCCUCUUCAAUGCCUUUGCAAGCCAGCUUGAGGUCCUAACCAUUUACGCUGAACGUCCUGUCGUUGAGAAGCAAAAUCGCUAUGCUUUCUACCACCAGUCCGCCCAGGCCAUUGCAAGUUACUUAACUGAUUUGCCAUAUAAGGUUGUUAAUAUGUUUAUAUUCAACAUCCUUAUAUACUUUAUGGCUAAUCUUAGGCGAGAGGUGGGAGCUUUCUUCUUCUUCUGCUUAACUACACUUCUCACAACGUUGGUUCAAUCGGCUAUCUUUCGCACAUUAGCUUGCUUGACCCGAACCCCUGAUCAGGCCAUGAUACCCAGCGCUGUUUUAAGCCUUGGGCUUAUGAUAUAUACUGGAUUCACCACGCCACUAGAGUAUAUGCCUAGGUGGUCACGUUGGAUGGCGUAUAUCAAUCCCCUAGCGUACGGCUUUGAGGCUUUAAUGGCAAAUGAGUUUCAUAAUAGGGACUUCCCAUGUGCUAGUAUUGUGCCAAGUGGUAAAUGGUAUACAAAUCUGCCAUCUGUCUCCCAGGUAUGCUCUGUUGUUGGCUCGGAGGCUGGUUUGGCCUUUGUCAAUGGAGAUAAUUAUAUCAGCAAAUCUUUUGAUUAUUGGAAUGUGCAUAAGUGGAGAAACAUUGGCAUUCUCUGUGCUUUUUUAGCUUUCUUUUUUCCGGCCUAUGUCCUCGCCGCUGAGCUUGCGAAGCCACCCAAAACACGGGGGGAGAUUCUAUUAUUUCACAGCUGCAAAGGACUUCCAAAGCCAGGCAAGGAGUUGGCUCGAGACGCUGAGAGCCAGGUACAAAGCCAUCUGGGAAAAGAGGAGAAGGUAGAAUCUUCAAGCCAGUUGAACAAGAUCGCUGCUGGGAAGGAUAUAUUUCACUGGCAGGAUCUUUGUUAUGACAUCAGGAUCAAGGGAGGAAAGCGUCGCCUUUUGGACCAUGUUGACGGCUGGGUCAAACCCGGAGUAUCAACCAUUCUUAUGGGCGUAUCCGGUGCAGGAAAAACGACCCUGCUAGAUGUCUUAGCGACACGCGUUACCACCGGAGUUGUAACUGGUGAUACAAUGGUGAAUGGAAGUCCUACAACCCCUUUCUUUCAGCAUAAGGUUGGCUAUGUUCAGCAACAGGAUCUGCACCUUAGCACAAUGACUGUUCGAGAAGCGCUUCAGUUUAGUGCUAUACUUCGGCAGUCUGCCGAGAUACCCAAACCUGAGAAGCUUAAAUACGUUGAAUAUGUUAUUAAUACACUAGGCAUGCAAGGAUUUUCAGAUGCUGUCAUAGGUGUCCCCGGUGAGGGACUCAAUGUCGAGCAGCGCAAACGUCUUACUAUUGGCGUAGAGCUUGCUGCUCAACCGCAAUUGCUUGUCUUCUUCGAUGAACCAACCUCAGGGCUAGAUUCCCAGACUUCUUGGGCCAUAUCUGAACUUAUCAAAAAAUUAGCAAACAAUGGCCAGGCUGUUCUCUGCACUAUCCACCAGCCCUCUGCUAUUUUAUUUGACCAGUUUGACCGACUGCUUCUUAUAGCUCCCGGAGGCAAAACGGUCUACUUUGGAGAUUUAGGUGAUGGCGCUUCGACCCUGAUUAACUACUUCGAAAAAAACAGUGCUCCUGAAUGUCCAGCAGGUGCUAAUCCUGCAGAAUGGAUGCUAGAGGUAAUCCAGUCACCUUCAGGUAGCUCUACGGGAAAAGAUUGGCACCAGAUAUGGUUGGAUUCCCCCGAAUAUCAGGCAGUCCAGGCAGAACUUCAUCGCCUUCGAUCUCUUUCUACUAUAGAAGCCACGGAUAGUAAAGUUGAUCCCCAAAAUCAGGAAUUCGUGUCCUCUUUCUGGAUACAAUUCAGCGAAGUUCUACAGCGCACCUGGAAACACCUCUGGCGAUCGCCGAUUUAUAUUUGGUCCAAAAUAAUACUAAUUAUUCUCUCUUCGCUUUACCUCGGGUUCAGUUUUGAUGCCAACAAUUCCAUCCAAGGACUGCAAAACCAAUUAUGGGCUAGUUUCAUGCUGCUCGUCCUUUUUAUCAACAUCAAUGAGCAGGUUAUGCCUAUGUUCAUACCUCAGCGUGCACUAUAUGAGGCGCGCGAACGGCCAUCCAAGAUAUACAGAUGGACAACAUACUUACUCUCCAAUAUCCUUGUUGAGCUUGUAUGGCAUUCCGUGAUGGCGGCCAUCAUGUAUUUUUGCUGGUAUUAUCCAGUCGGAUUUGUCCGAAAUACUACUCCUAAUGACCAGGCUAUCCGUGGUUUCCUUGUAUUCCUCUUCCUAUGGGUUUACUUAUUAUUCACGAGUACCUUUGCACAUUUUGCCAUUUUCUGGAUUGAUCUCCCCGAGACUGCAGGGGUAUUGACCAGUCUUUUCUGGAUGCUAUGUAUCCUGUUCUGUGGUGUCGGGGUCCUCGCAGCAGACCUUCCGAAGUUUUGGUCGUUCAUGUAUCGUGUCUCACCAGCAACAUACCUUGUUGGUGGUCUCAUGUCUAGCGCUGUUGCUAACUCGGGCGUAAAAUGUGCUGAUAGAGAGAUUCUUCGCAUGGCCCCAACCGGAAAUCUCACAUGCAAAGAGUUCCUGGCCCCUUAUAUCGAAGGAGCUGGGGGUGUUGUGCUCAACCCGGCAUCUCAAGGAAUAUGCGAAUACUGCCCGCUUGCUACAACAAACGAAUUUCUUGACCGAUUCCAGAUUUCGUAUGAUACGAGAUGGAGAGACUUCGCUCUUGUAUGGGUAUAUAUCCUCGCGAACAUUGUCGCAGGGUUAGGGUUUUAUUGGCUGUUCAAAGUCCCAAGAGGCAGAGGUAUCAAGCGGGCUUGA